AUGGGAACUUCGCAUCAUCUCACACCGGCCGAAUCAGCUAGACACUUGGCUCGACCCUAUCUUCAUGAGUUUUUGUCUCGGGCGUACGUUUACUACGAUAUUGCUAUCUGGUCAGCCACUAGCAUGACUUGGAUUCUCGCUAAGUUGGGUCAGUUGGGUGUGAUACAGUCUAAUGCCAGCGUGAUUCUACGCCAGAAUGCGAAUGGGUCCGUCAAUACGGGGACUGUAUCCGAACCUACUCCCGAAUCCUCGAAUGCAUCUGCACAACAGUCCGAUGCACCAACACAACAACAACUCAGUGCUCGUCCUCUGUCAGCGGAACCCUCGUUUCGGAUCUGCCUUGUUCUAGAUUCAAGCGACAUGAUCAGCGUUCAUUUUCCUACACAUGGUGUGAAGGAAAUACGCUCUUAUCGAGAUGCCCAUGUAAACUACAAAACCGAUCGAGAGUUACGUGGAUUAGCUCGUUACUUAGAACUGAUUGCUCAGAAUGAGACGGAUUUCACCAAGCUAAAUCACAACCACUGGGAACGUUAUAUUGCCAAGUGUAAACGAAUCAAACGGCAAAUUCCAUCUCCCAAUUCCUCAUUGCAUUCCGAACCGAAUGUACAACCCGGUGUGGAUAGGUUACAAGUUCGAAAUUCCACGGCAACUAACUCUUCCACGUCUAGUGCUCCUGUUUGUGAAGAUCUCCACUCACCUAAGGCUCCCGAAACAGGUGCUUCGACCAAUGUAACUGCUUCUCAUGACGGGGCGGCUCCAACGCCUGGAGCAACAACGGUCAAUGCGCCCGGAGAUACGACGGACUCCGCCGAAUUGUGA
This is a messenger RNA of Echinostoma caproni, 819 nucleotides long. Lineage: Eukaryota; Metazoa; Platyhelminthes; Trematoda; Plagiorchiida; Echinostomatidae. The record is from the annotation of a GenBank genome assembly.